Pocillopora verrucosa is the source of this 4583-nucleotide messenger RNA. Its product is annotated as VWFA and cache domain-containing protein 1-like. The record is from RefSeq and is a predicted model, not a curated record. Gene Ontology annotation, cellular component: voltage-gated calcium channel complex. Lineage: Eukaryota; Metazoa; Cnidaria; Anthozoa; Scleractinia; Pocilloporidae. Gene Ontology annotation, molecular function: voltage-gated calcium channel activity.
UAGCCGUAGCGACUAAAUUCCUUUGUGCCUCUUCGAGAAGCGAAGAAAUGUGUUCUACGUUCAUAAUAGUUGUCGGGAUUUUGACAGCUGCGAUCAAUUUCUGUGAAGUGUGUAGUAUCUCUAUCAAAUGCCAGGUCAAAGAUGCAACUCGUGGCGUGGAGUGGGCUGCAGUACCCGGCGCAGAGUGCAUGUUAUUAUCUAAUGCUGGGAUCUUUCUUAGAACAGCAAAAAGUCUCACUAACUCUUAUGGUGUGGCUAUAAUUGAAGAUGUUCAGCCAGGAUACUAUCAAAUUCGAACGUCUCGAAUUGGUUACUAUACGUUAAACGAAGACCUUACGAUCGCAUCCCACAUUGAAAAACACGCCAUGAUUAACCAAGAUAUGGUGAUAUCUCCGCGUCUCUCCCUCCGGGGAAGCGAUGACAUGUACCGUAUUGUCCUCACUUGGGGGCGUGUCCCCAAGGAUUUAGAUUCUUACGUCAUUACCCCAUGGCCUCGAGAAUCGGAAUGCAAAUCUGGAAUGGUUUUCUUUGAUGGCCAAAGAUGUCAACAAGGCUCCCAGACAAUCGAUCUUGACGUGGAUGCUACAGACAUGUAUGGACCGGAGACCAUAACAAUGAGAGGGUUACAGUCUGAGACAUUUGCUUACUAUGUACAUAUUUAUUCUGUGGGUGUCUGCUGGGAUAAGAUAUCAGCCAAUGUCAAGAUAUACCAGGCUUCCACAGGUGGUCUGUUGUACAAUAUUCAACAACCGGAAUGCAGUGAAGAUAGAUUUGGAUACGACAGCACCAACUGUUCCCGUUACUGGCAUGUGUUUGAUUUUGAUGCCUCCACGGCUAAAUUCAAAAUUUACCAGAACAAGCUCAUGACCAAAGCACCUGUGCUCUCCGGGAAGAAUAAUGCCGAUCCCAACUGCACUUGCUUAGUGAAGAACGACAUCUCAAGCGUAGACGUCAUCAGUUCUGCGGAAAAGAUUUCUGUUACAGCGGAGAAUCUCAUGGUUGAUAUGUUGUGUGUCAACGAGAUGAAGAACAUUUACGAUAACUCAAUGAAGAAGAACAUAAGGUUGAAUCCUUCUGAUUUGGUGGACAAGUUAGCGAUGUUUAUCAGUGGCCAGAUUGAAAUGAAGAGGCGUCUCGGAAACAAACUUAAGAAUGUGAUUGAAAAGGAAUAUGAAGAAUACAAGAGCGCUAAAAGACCAAGGAUAACCAAUCUCAAAGAAAUUGCUCCUAAACAGUGCUGCCGCUACGAUGGAAAUACGAAAUACUCUACCAAGUUUCAGAGAUGGGUUGACCAUAACUCGAGCUGCUGGUCUUGGCCAAGCGAAAUAAAAGAGAUGCCUGAUGAACUUGUUUCGGCUUACGACUGGACUAUUCCGCUGGAGAAGGAAAUGAUGGAAAAUGUGCAUUCCAAGUCGCAGAAGAAUUUUAAUCCUCGCGGUCAACACAAGUGGCAAUAUUUCGCUGACGAUGCAACGGGAUUUUUCCGUAAAUUUCCCGCUGCGUUAGUCAGCUCGUCCAAGUGUGGGACCAGAGACGAGCGGCUUCAACCAUGGUACAUUGCGGCUAUUCUACGACCAAAGAAUGUUGUCAUACUGUUUGAUAUCAGCUAUUCCAUGAAAGAAGAAAACAAAAUCAUAUUCGCCAGGACCGCCAUUACGCCGAUGCUAAAGGGGUUGCUGCCGACAGAUUUUGUAAAUGUGAUCGCCUUUGCGGAGUCAGCGCUUCUCCCGGGUAUGACGCACAGCGGAGAUUCAGACAAUACAUACAACAGCUGUUUUAACACUCAGCUCGUGCAAGCCAAUGGCCAAAAUCUUCUGGACUUGAAAAGAUUUGUUGAGGAUGUUCCUCUUGCCUCCACCAUGACGUCUAAUUAUUACAAUGCGAUUUCAAUGGCCUUAAAACUGCUCACGAACAUGAAGAACAACCGCAACACUCACUUGAUUUUUCUAGCCGGAAGUACAGACGUUUCUACAGAAGACAUCAGUGCCCUUCUUUCGGAGAGUAACACGACAAUUAGUGUUUACACUUACAGUUUACUAGGCGGAACAUCAAGUAACAUCUCGGCGAUGGACGAACACUCUGUAAACAGACUUAAGCAAAUGGCCCGAACAACUAAUGGAAAAUAUGAAAGUAUCACAGAUUAUCGAAAGCUGGCCUUCUCUAUGGGUCGCUUUUACAGGAAUAUUCCCAGCAGUAAGAAAAGCGACGAAGGACCGAGACUGUCGUCUCCUCAGUUUGCUGAGAGAUUAGGAAUGUACGUGACACUUGGAGUUCCGUGUUACAGCAAGGACGAGUCUUUAAUUGGUGUUGUGGGAAUCGACAUAGCUUUGAGUGAGCUCCUUCAAAACACUGUGUCGUUUGGUCCCGGUGAAUUGUCGUACACCUUCGUUAUCGAAACCGAGAAUGGCCGAGCUCUGGUUCAUCCCCAACUUCCCGAACCUGAGGAAAUUCAGGAAGAGCCGGUGGUGAUAAUUAUCAGUGACCUGGAAACUAGUCCUGGCUUUUCCGAAAUCCUUGCUUCCAUGAUGAGGAGAGAAACCGGCAGCAAGACUUUAAGAUCUGAGAGGGUGUUAUCGCGGGGAGACCCGAAUUUUAAUGGUUACCGUGGUGUGACGGCUAAUUUCACUUAUUCGUGGAAACCUGUCAACAACACAAACUUUGCUGUGUGCAUAGUUGUAGCGUCAAGCGAAUUGGACACAAAGGAAAUAGUCAGUCACAAACCGUACUCUCAGCCUGAUCUCUAUCACCGCUAUGAUUUGGUGAAAUACUUGGAUGUUGGCUCGAUUAUCGAGGACAAACCAAUCGCUUUUCUGAGCAACACGUCUUUUCCUGCGACGCUUUCUCGCUCAAAUUAUUUUCUCAGUUCCAGUUGUUUUAAUGAUCCAUACAUGUUUGAGAACAUGCCGGAAACCCUUGAGUUUGUGAAGCACCUGUCUGAUUACGUGGAUGGAGUUGUUGAUACAUCUCCAAUACCAUCACUAAAGAAAGGUGUUUUAGUGGACAUACGACUCACUAGAGAGAUAGAGAAGUGCUGGAACCGUAACCCUAUGCAUGUCCUCGGUAGCAGCGCAGCAUGGCGGUACAUUGCCACCAAUUCUGGGGCGAUGAGGCAGUAUCCGGGCAGGCAAACCUACAAUAACAGAUAUGACCCUACCACUCGUCCUUGGUACUACGCGGCCAAGUCGUACCCAGGAAAAGUAACUUUCUCAGUUCCUUAUUUGGACAAUGGAGGGGCUGGAGUGGUGGUUACAACAAGUCAAACAAUCAGCAGUGAUUCAAUGGUCAGGGCCGUAAUGGGUAUUGAUUUUAAAAUGAUCAAGAUUCAUCAAAUAGUCACCGAUAGUGGACCUAUAUGCAAAAAGAAUUCUGCUUCAUGUAUGCUAAUUGAUCCAAAUGGCUAUGUGGUUUACAGUAAACAGUUUAUGUCCAGUCCCAGAGCUGCUAAAGAACGCGUCCAUCUCGCCUUCAAACAUCCAGAACUGCUGUUAGACAUAAAGAAGAAAGGAAUAAUAUCCACAAGUUUAGCUUGUAAUGACUUGGAGCUUGGCCAAACUUACACCAACUACAAGAUAACUGACACACUUCCUGCUGGUAUUGUCCGAGGAAACUUGACAUGUGGUUAUUACAUCAUGGUAGCCGUACCGAACACAAAUGUGUACCUCGUUGUCCUUGAUGGGGGAGACUGCCCGGACCCCGCUAUUAAAUGCACCUCGUGUUCAAAGAAGUCGUGUGCGGAUGGUAUCACUAAAGAUAUUUCCCUGUCGGCGCCAAUCUGCGUGCCUUGUCUGUGCAAUGUACCUUACAGUCCAUGUGCCCUGCACUAUUAUAAGAGUCCAAAUGCUGCAGUGGCUUGUCCUUCAAUUCGUCGAAGCCUGGGGACGACAAAAAGCGCUUGCAAGAAGCCUGAUACCGACUCCGUCUUCGUUCGCGUUCCAACACGUGACCCAAGCCUCCGUUCAACCCAGUCUCCGCACCCGAAGAACCCAUCGGGGUCUGGUAACAAGUUGAACUUUUUGUCGGUGUAUCUACGGCUUAUGUCGUUUCUUUGGCCAUUUUUCCUGCGUUGAUUAGCCAUCUUCCCCAUCCCCGAUUGUAGAAUUUAGAAACGUAGAAACUGGGGAGAAGUCUUCUAUUGCUAAAUUGUAAAUAUUUAACACAGCAUCAAUGUGUUACAGCUUAUUUAGAUAAACGUUUUUAGUUACAACAGAACUUUGAUGUGUCGUUGCAGAAAUUGUUAGGAUACAGUUUAAGGUCGCCUCGAACGCUGCUGAACAUGCUUAGAUUAAAAUGCUGAGAUUAAAGUGUGGAUUCAUUGGCCAACAAUUGCUAUCAAAUUCUUGCGCAGAUCUUUGGCAAAACGUGAGUGUCACAAAAUACAGACGGCUUCGUAAGCCGUAUUUUCUAGUUAAACGCUCAUAGUGUCGAAGACAAUUUUAGUUUGCUAUGCCCAGUUGUAUUUACUGAUUUAAAAAAAUACUUCUAUGGUCGAGACUCGCUAUCUUGUCGAAGAUAUAUUAGGUGAAUUUUUCUUUAGCUCAUUUUGUCACGAUCUUCAAAAUUUGACGGUGUAUUUUCUGUAAAUA